AAUCAUAAAAUGGAUUAUGAAUGUUUGUAAUUUUUUUUGUCAACUCCAGUCAAUUUACCAUUUUUUCUUAUCAGAAUCAAAAUAUUAGGAAACUGAAGAUUGUACAUUUGUGUAAAAGGUGAUGGUUUAUUUACUGUAACCCGACGAUAAACCUUCGCAAUGGAAGACGAAGUAGAAGACUGUAUCAGGAAGAAGAUACAGUGGCCUCAGCUCCCUGCAUCAGUAAAAAGGCUACUAGGUGAUUCUCCAAAAGAAUAUGAGAAGUACAUUGUUGAGUUUAGUAUAAGCAAUCAGCUGAGGUUUAGGGGAAGCCUUGUCCGCACUGUCCGGAAAGAUGAGAAGAAGUAUUAUGAGGUCCUCAUACACAACAGCAUACAGAGGCUCAUGUUGUUUCCAUAUCACUUAGCCGAUAUGAUUGUAAAAGGUCUAAGAAUAACCCCCUUUAUUUACUACACGGAAGUGGUGGCCCUGCUCAUUGAACAGGAGAAGAGCUACGACACCAUGCCCAACUUCACUGCUGCAGAUUGCCUAAGACUCUUGGGCAUAGGUCGCAACGAGUACCUGGAGCUAGUAGCCAAGUCCAGGUCUCUCGGCCGCCGCUCCCGCGCCAAGGCCAUCCGGUCCUUGCUGCCUCGCGUGCCCUGCAAUGUGCCGAUACAGCCGUGGUGGCGGAUCGAACUGGGGUUUGUGCUGGAGGAAGAUGUAAAGCCUCUGUAUGAGAGCGAGAAGGCGCUAAUAGACUUGCUAAUCGACCGCGGCUCGCAGACCGCCGGCACCGUCGACUACAACGUCGUUAAGAACCUCUACAGACGAGGCCUAAUCUACCUGGACGUCCCCAUCACGACGGCGGACAAAGUAGCAGUUCCACCUCUGAAGGGGUUCGUGAUGAACCGCGUCGCCGGCGACUACUUCGAGACGCUUCUGUACAAGGUCUUCGUGUCUAUAGACGAGCAUACGACGGUUGCUGAACUGGCUGCUGUGUUGCAGGUGGACAGCGAGCUAGUCCAGCAGGCGGUCUCGCUGUACUGCCGGCUGGGGUUCGCGCGCUCGCUGGCGCCGCCGCCCGUCGCGCCGCCGCACCCCUCCUGGACCCACGCCGUCACCUCGCACACGCACCAACCCUACCGUCAAAUAACCCCGCUGACGUUUGACCCGAGCGCGGAGGAGGACGCGCUGCAGAUGGAGCCCGUGCUCAUCAAGCAGAACCAGCCCAGCUCUUCUAAACAGACUAUAAGCGACCUGGGUGAGAGUUCCGGCGGCGCUGCCGGCACCAAGCGCGUCGCACUGCUGUUCGACUCCACACUGGCUGCUUACUUGAUGAUGGGCAACCUGUCUCCGGAUCUCAAAAUUCACGCGGUGACUCUGUUUGAAGUUGGAAAAUUGUGUGAUGAAAGUCUGGACAGUCUUCUUAUAGAAUUGGAUAAAGUAGCGCAAGACCCAGAGAUCGAGGGCGAGGCGCGCCGCUACCUAGCAGCGGCCCUGUGUCUCCGCUCGGCGCUGCGCGCGCUGCGGCCGCGGCUGCGCCCGCUGGACCUGCUGCGCUGCGAGGCGCUGCACGCGCUGGGCGCCGCCGCCAGGGCCCGGCUGUUGACUACUAAGUAUAGGCUAGCGAUAUCAGUGGCGCCACUGUGCCGCGGCGCGCGCGCGGGCUCGGCGGCCGGCUCGCUCCCGCAUCUCGGGCCUGCCCCCGCCGAGGCCGCCUCGCCGUGGAUGCGGCUCUACUUGUACCAUGUGGCUGGGUAUGGACCGCCUACGCUGCUGUUGUGUAAAGGCACCCAACUCCGAGGCGUCCCGCGCAUCCUACUCGGCUUCUCCCGCCUCCUAGUCAUCUGGUGGGGGGCGGAAGUGGCCCUGGAGACCGCUACAGGCACAUCUAGCGCUUUGCCCGCCGCCGCAGCGCUUUCCGCUGCCAACGCAGCGCUGCAGCGCGGGCCCGUCAUGAUACAGGCUAUAGGGGUUAGGAGUGCGGCGAGCUUGAAGCAUGUCAUGUUUCCGCCUGAUGCUGAUACUGAUCCUGAAUCGCUAGCCCUCUGGUCGCGUCACGGCGGGCUGCGGCGGCUGUCGCGGCGGCUGCGGCUGCAGCGCGCGCCCGGCUACGUGACGCUGGCCGACAUCGGCGUGCCCGACCUGGGCUGCGCGCGCCCGCCCGCACAAGUCACAUUGUGUGAGUGAACUAGCU
This is a messenger RNA of Plutella xylostella (diamondback moth), 2179 nucleotides long. Its product is annotated as protein FAM91A1. The record is from RefSeq and is a predicted model, not a curated record. Lineage: Eukaryota; Metazoa; Arthropoda; Insecta; Lepidoptera; Plutellidae.